CAUUUUUAAUCGAAAAUUUUGAUUGUAAUUUAAAAGGUGUUGUGUGCCCCCUAAAAACCGGCACAGUUAUAUCGAAAUUGUCUUUUCCUCUUAUUUUGGUCGAUGAAAUGAAUUCAAAGCCAACAUUGUAUCAUGAAAACUUCGAAAUAAUAUUUCGUAAUAAAAACAAUUGUCAAGAAAUGUCAGGAUGCAGAAUAAGGUAUGAUUUCGACGGCAAGCAAAUAGGUGAAACAAAACUUUAUGAACUGAAGAAUUCCUGGAAUGUCUUAACUUUACCAGUAAAUGAUCAGUCGCCAGACGAGGGACAUCAUACUUUAGGCUUUAAUUUUACCAAUAAUAAUGGUGAAAAAUAUUCGACUCUAUUUUGGACGGUGGUGUAUGUCAAUCCAUCAGGUCAAGAAAUUCAACAAAUGAUUGUGCAGACCAAACAUUACCCAACCUACAGAACUGCGCACUCGAAUUCACACAAGCGGUAUGGCGUUUGUCGCAUUGAGGGUGUUAAUGAUACAAUGAACGAAGUUUAUUGCACCCAAUUCAACGUGACAGGAAAAUACAAAAAAGAUCCAUACAAUCUUCAAAUUAGAGACAACGAAUGCAAAGGAUUCAGGAUGCAGCGUAUAACCAGUGAUGGACGAACUUUGAAAGAACUAAAGAUAAAGAAUUUCCAAUCGAAAGGUACCCGUUUUGGAUUUGAAGAUUAACUUUUUUUUUCAAAGCUUCGUAUAAAAAAUAAGGACGAACAUUUUGAGGAAGUACUUUUGAAUGGCAAUAACGGUCGAGUUAUACUUAUAUAGAAGUAUCAACGAACAUGGAUACCUAACGAUAGAACUACACCUUGACGCAGUUAUAAACAUCAUUUAAUUAAAUGUAAAAUUAUUCGGUCCAAGAUAAUCACACAGGAGUAUCAACUGACUAGUAUUAAACGAACAUUCAAAUGCAAAUUAGAUGAAAAUGUU
Messenger RNA from Nasonia vitripennis (jewel wasp), 956 nucleotides. RefSeq lists its product as uncharacterized. The transcript has 2 exons. Bases 108 to 701 code for a protein of 197 amino acids. Lineage: Eukaryota; Metazoa; Arthropoda; Insecta; Hymenoptera; Pteromalidae. The record is from RefSeq and is a predicted model, not a curated record.